Rotaria sordida is the source of this 2148-nucleotide messenger RNA. The record is from the annotation of a GenBank genome assembly. NCBI's taxonomy places the organism in Eukaryota, Metazoa, Rotifera, Eurotatoria, Philodinida, Philodinidae.
AUGGUUGCUGGACGCAACGAGCCAGGUACCGAACUCUAUCAACUUCAUGGUCCUCAUGGUCUCUAUAUAACUGAUGAUGAAACUAUCCUUAUUGCUGACAGAUGGAAUCAUCGUAUUGUGGAAUGGAAGAUGAAUGCAAAGAAGGGUCAAGUAGUCGCUGGUGGAGCAGUAUUUGGAAAUCGAAAUGAUCAGUUGAAUGGUCCAACAGAUGUGAUUGUCGACAAACUGACAAAUGCUCUCAUCAUUUGUGAUUCGUGUAAUCGUCGAGUGAUGCGAUGGUCUCGCCGAAGUGGUACUAACAGUGGAGAAACGCUUAUCGAUAAUAUUGAUUGUUGGGGACUAGCCAUCGACUAUGAGAGAUAUCUCUACGUUUCCGACUGGAAAAAUAAUCAAGUGAUACGUAUACGCAUGGGAACAAAUAAACGAACAGUGGUAGCGGGUGGAAAUGGAACAGGUGAUAAUUUUAAUCAACUCUGCCAUCCUGGAUACAUUUUUGUCGAUCAGGAUCAUUCUGUUUACGUGUCGGAUAAGGAGAAUCAUCGUGUGAUGAAGUGGAUGAAGGAUGCGAAACAGGGAAUUGUUGUGGCUGGUGGGCUAGGACAAGGACAUACUCUGUCUCAACUACACUAUCCGAAUGGAGUGUGUGUUGAUGCUUCGGGCACAGUCUAUGUGGCAGACUAUGGGAACCAUCGAAUAAUGAGAUGGUACAAUGGAGAAAUAAAAGGAAAUACAAUUGUUGGCGGACGUGGACCGGGAGAGAGACUAGAUCAAUUGAAAUGUCCCGUUGGUUUGUCAUUUGAUAAACGAGGUAAUCUCUAUGUUGUUGACUAUUUGAAUAAUCGAGUUCAACAGUGCUCAUUUGAAACGAGUUGAUGGUAUUUGUUUGUUAUAUUUUUCUGUGAAAAUGAAUAAAUUUGAUUCCUCUCGUCACUGAUACGACUACAAUUUGUUCUCAGUACUCUCUCGUCCUUGAAAACAACAUCCAUGUGUGCUCGAUUUGAGAGCAGUUCUCUGUAAUUCCCUCGACUGAAGGGAGGGUCAUACGAAAAAAACUUAAAAGCGUUUGUGGGGGUGUUUGUGUCGGGUCAAAAGAACACAAAGGUCAAAAAAACACUAGAUCACGAAAUCGGACUUUCACCGUGAGAAAUCACCCAAUCCGAGGUAUUCGGACUCGCUCUUUCGACCAAUCACAUUCUUUAGAGCUAAAAAACCGGCCAAUCAGGAACUUUCGACCAAUCGGAUUCCUCCAAGCUAAAAAAGCAGCCAAUCAGGGGUUUUCGACCUCGGGCUUUCUACCAAUCAGAUUCUGCCAAGCUAAAAAACCGGCCAACUAGGGGUUUUCAGCAUUGGGCAUUCAGCCAAUAGGAUUUUUUCAUCUUGAAGUUCCAGCCAAUCAGGGGUUUUUCCGUAUUGGGCAUUCAGCCAAUCAGUUUUUUUCAUAUUGAAAUACCAGCCAAUCAGAGGUUUUCAAUAUUGGGCUUUCUACCAAUCAGAUUCUGCCAAGCUAAAAAACCGGCCAAUUAGGGGUUUUCGGUAUUGGGCAUUUAGCCAAUAGGAUUUUUUCAUAUUGAAAUUCCAGUCAAUCAGGGGUUUGCGAUAUCGGGUAGUCAGCCAAUCAGAUUUUUUCACAUUGAAAUUCCAUCCAAUCAAGGGUUUUCGAUAUUGUGCAUUCAGCCAAUCAGAUUUUUUCAUAUUGAAAUUCCAUCCAAUCAGGGGUUUUCGGUAUUGGGCAUUCAGCCAAUAGGAUUUUUUCAUAUUGUAAUUCGAGCCAAUCAGUGGUUUUAACUUGAAGAAGCCAAUGUAAAACGGUAUUUGUAAAUGAGGUCACAACUUUAACGGUACAUGGAGAAUAACGAACUGUUGUUUUAAUGUAUUCAAAUAGUGGAGCGAUUAGCCAUGAGUGGCGCCCUGUAGGAGCGCGGAUGAACGACUAAUCGCUGAUAUUGCAAGCGCAUUCCUCAUACGCUCCGGAAAAGAUCUAUAUGAAAGCUAGGUCCAUUAAGAAUACUGUACUAAGAUUCGCUUCAUUAGGAAUUCUAAUAAAUUGUGACUUUUCAGUUAGACAAUUAGGUUGAAGAAAUAAGGAAUAGUUCAUAACAACGUGUCGAUUCCGGCCUGCCCAUCGAGAAUUUUCAUGUUGUAAAUGUA